AUGGCGGGUUCAGGGAAGGGAGGAAGAGACGGCGGCGACGGUCGUUUUGGUGGAAGAGGAGGACGAUUUGGUGGUGGCGGCGGUGGUGGACGAUUUGGUGGUGGCUGUGGUCGAUUUGUGUCUCUCCGCUACAAGCUUCUCGGUGGUCUUGCUGUUCGUAGGAAGGAAGUAAAGACAACGGGGAAGAAUGAGGAGCAUCAUUUGUGGAAGAAGAAUGAAUCUGCUGGGUCAGGGCAGCAAGCAAACUCUGUUGGAGCACAACAUGAGAGACUUGUUGAUAGAUUCAGAGAUACCAUUCAAGAUGCCUCAGGGUUUGGUCAGAGGAACUACCUACCAGUGUGUUUGCAAGAUCAGAUGGUAGCUCAUUUGUGCUUGAGGUACAGAACAGAUUUAGAAGAGUAUGAUGAUGGAGAAGGUGAAGGCUUCAGAUCUUUUGUUGCUGUGGAGAGCUUGAACGUGAGUGUUGCUGCUGGUUUCUUUCUUCAUCACUUGAUAGGCAACAAAGCAAGUGUUUGA
Microthlaspi erraticum is the source of this 516-nucleotide messenger RNA. The record is from the annotation of a GenBank genome assembly. NCBI's taxonomy places the organism in Eukaryota, Viridiplantae, Streptophyta, Magnoliopsida, Brassicales, Brassicaceae.